CAACCCCCCACCCCACCCCCCCGCCUUUCCCCCUCUGUGUAUCACUGUUUGGGGGGCUUUAAUCAGUUUUUAAACGAUUAUUAGCACUUCUCCUUCCCCCCCUCCGCUUUCCCCACGCGGCCCCCCACCUUUACCUCCCCAAGUUCUUCACCCCUUUCAACAUUGUUUUUUCAAGGUUGACGGGGGGGGGGUGGAAGAGAAAGAGUGAAGAAAAGUUGCAAACGUCUCCUCUCUUUCUAAGCUUCCCGCCCCCAUCCACCCCUCAGAGAAGGAGAAGAUAAUAUAGUGAAAAGAAGAGGAGGAGGAGAGCGCGACGGGACGGACGCGAGCUGGAGCGCAGCCGCCCUCCCGGCUCCGCGGCGGCGCCUCUCAAGCCGGGCAGGCGAGGGGGGCCCGAGGGGAGACGCCGUGACAACUUUCAUUUCCCCCGGAGGGAGUCGGGAGGUCGGCGGCCCCAAGAAACAAGAUAUGAGUUAUCCAUCUUACAGAUGAGGAAACUAAGACCUUAGAGAGACUAAGUAAUUUAUACAGAUCCCAAAGCAAGUAAGAAGUGGUGCUGGACUUGGAGGCGAGAUCUUCUGAUUCAUUUUCAGGAUUUUCAGUCCAGUGUAAAGCUGUUGGAGCGAGGAGCAAAGGUAAAGAAUGAUGUAAUGCCCUGGCUGUCCCAAAGCAUCUUUUGUUGUGGAAUGGUUAUUCCAGUCAUCUCUUUAUGAAUCAGAUGUGAGGGGCUGCUUUGUGGAAGGAGUCCUUUGCAAGAACACAUCAACGGGGAAAGAGAAAGGGACAUUCACUUGGAGGGCUCUUGCUGAAAAUGGGUUUAACUCUCCUUUUGCCAGUCACCACCAGCCUGACCUCAUACAUUUUUAGUACAAUGGAGUGGCUGAGCCUUUGAGUACACCACCAUUACAUCAUCGUGGCAAAUUAAAGAAGGAGGUGGGAAAAGAAGACUUAUUGUUGUCAUGGCCCAUGAGAUGAUUGGAACUCAAAUUGUUACUGAGAGGUUGGUGGCUCUGCUGGAAAGUGGAACGGAGAAAGUGCUGCUAAUUGAUAGCCGGCCAUUUGUGGAAUACAAUACAUCCCACAUUUUAGAAGCCAUUAAUAUCAACUGCUCCAAGCUUAUGAAGCGAAGGUUGCAACAGGACAAAGUGUUAAUUACAGAGCUCAUCCAGCAUUCGGCAAAACAUAAGGUUGAUAUCGAUUGCAGUCAGAAGGUUGUAGUUUACGAUCAAAGCUCCCAGGAUGUUGCCUCUCUGUCUUCAGACUGUUUUCUCACUGUACUUCUGGGUAAACUGGAGAAGAGCUUCAGCUCCGUUCACCUGCUUGCAGGGCACCAGAUUGAACAUAAAUCUAGAAGAGAAGAGAAAAAAAUACCGAACUUGGACUUUUAUUUCUUAUGUGGUAAACGAAGAGGUUUAGAAUUGGCAUAUUUCAGGAGGGAAAAUAGGAAGAAAAUGACCAACUGUCUCUCAGGUAGUUGGAAAACUUUUGUAGAGGAGGAGCUGAUGCAACAGAAUGGGAUUGGUUAUGUGUUAAAUGCCAGCAAUACCUGUCCUAAGCCUGACUUUAUCCCCGAGUCUCACUUCCUGCGAGUGCCUGUGAAUGACAGCUUUUGUGAGAAGAUUUUGCCAUGGUUGGACAAAUCAGUGGAUUUCAUUGAGAAAGCCAAGGCCUCCAACGGGCGUGUCCUGGUGCACUGCUUAGCGGGCAUCUCUCGCUCAGCCACCAUCGCCAUCGCCUACAUCAUGAAGAGGAUGGACAUGUCCUUAGACGAAGCUUACAGAUUUGUGAAAGAAAAAAGGCCUACUAUCUCUCCAAACUUCAAUUUUCUGGGCCAACUCCUGGACUAUGAGAAGAAGAUUAAGAACCCGACUGGCGCAUCAGGGCCAAAGAGCAAACUCAAGCUGCUGCACCUGGAGAAGCCAAACGAACCUGUCCCCAUGGUCUCCGAGGGUGGACAGAAGAGCGCCAUGUGCCUCGGUCCACCCUGGGCCAACUCUGCUACCUCAGAGGCGGCAGGGCAAGGGCCCGCGCCCCCGGCCAGCGCGCCCAGCAUGCAGCCCUCGCUGGUGGAAGACGGGCCGCUGGUCCAGGCGCUCAGCGGGCUCCACCUGCCCUCGGGCAAGCUUGAAGACAGCAGUAAGCUCAAGCGCUCCUUCUCUCUGGACAUCAAAUCCGUCUCGUACUCAGCCAGCGUGGCGGCCUCCUUGCAUGGUUUCUCCUCCUCAGAAGAUGCUCUGGAAUACUACAAACCUUCCACGACUCUGGAGGGGACCAGCAAGCUCUGCCAAUUCUCCCCGGUUGAGGAAGUAUCGGAGCAGAGCCCAGAAAGCAGCCCAGGUAAGGAGGAAGCCAGCCUCCCCAAGAAGCCUCAGCCGGCCAGGCCUUCCGAUGGCCAGGGCAAGCGAGUGCACUCAGUUCGACCCGGCGUCGGCGGGACCGGCCCGCGGCCCCUCUGCUCGCCGCUGCACCGGAGUGGGAGCGUGGAGGACAACUGCCAUCCCAGCUUCCUUCUUGGCCUGGCCACCAGCCAGCAACCCCUCGCCAAGUCUGCCGCCGGCCUGGGCCUCAAGGGCUGGCACUCGGAUAUCUUGGCUCCCCAGACCUCCGCCCCUUCCUUGCCCAACAGCUGGUAUUUUGCCACGGAGCCCUCUCACUUCUACUCGGCCUCGGCCGUCUACGGGGGCAGCGCCAGCUACUCGGCCUACAGCUGCAGCCAGCUGCCCACCUGCAGCGACCAGGGCUACUCCGUGCGCAGGCGGCAGAAGCCAAGUGACCGAGCCGACUCCCGGCGGAGCUGGCAUGAAGAGAGCCCCUUCGAAAAGCAGUUCAAACGCAGAAGCUGCCAGAUGGAAUUUGGUGAGAGCAUCAUGUCGGAGAACAGGUCGCGGGAAGAACUGGGCAAAGUGGGCAGCCAGUCCAGCUUUUCAGGCAGCAUGGAAAUCAUUGAGGUCUCCUGAGAAGGAAGACACUUGGGACUUCUAUGGACAAUAUUUCUCUUGUUCACAAAAAAAAAAAAUAUUCCCUGUAAAUCUGAAAUAUAUAUAUGUACAUACAUAUAUAUUUUUGGAAAAUGGAGCUAUGGUGUAAAAGCAAAAGAUGGAUCAACACAGCUGUUCUCUCAACGUCUGCACUUGAGAGAUCAGCUACUCUUUCUCAACAAGAGUGGAAGGGCAGAUGCUAGAUUUCCUCCUAGACAGAUGAAAAAUUGUACGCAGCGCAUUGCACAGCCUCUCGUUUUUACUGAAUCCAGUUUGAUUUGGUGUUGGAGGACAAAAUACCCUCCCGUUUCCGUGUUGUGCUACAAGAGAUCUCGAGUACUAGUCUCUGUCCGGCCCCUUCCGUAGUGCACCUUAGCGCUGAGACUGAGCCAGCUCGUGGGUUGGGCGGGUAGACCCCAUUAGGGACAGAACCUCAUGGUAAACGCAAGAGAAACGAUCCCAUCCAAAGCGGAUUCGCACCUCCAAGCUCACGUGGCAGCCGAGCACUGCGAGCCGCAUUCUGCUGCACAGACCGUUAGGGGCCUUGCCAAGGUCAACUUCAGAGCAAACCCAGUACCUCAGACUGAAAGUCGGGGCUUUCACCACUACCAAGUCUGGUAGCCUGUCUUCUAGGCAUUGUGAAUAGGUAGGUAGCUAGUCACACUUUGCAGACCAAUUCAGACCGUCUCUGCACAAAUUUCCAGGUGGGCCUGGAUGGAGGUAGUUAGUUUUUUCUUCUCAGCUUGAUGAAGAGAAGGGAAACCAUCUAGGAGUCAACUGAACGGCCAGAGAUCUGGCCACAUGAUGAUUUAAGGUAGGUCAGGAGGCUAAACAAGUCUGUCUACCUCCCUGCAUGUAAAUCAAAGAAUUGUUCCAAAUGGGCUUGUUAAUCCUUUAAAUAAAGAUGAACUUGGUUGAA
Molecule: messenger RNA, 3897 nt
Organism: Leptonychotes weddellii (Weddell seal)
Lineage: Eukaryota; Metazoa; Chordata; Mammalia; Carnivora; Phocidae
Source: RefSeq, a predicted model, not a curated record